This is a messenger RNA of Homo sapiens (human), 4416 nucleotides long. RefSeq names its product collagen alpha-1(III) chain. The record is from RefSeq and is a predicted model, not a curated record. Lineage: Eukaryota; Metazoa; Chordata; Mammalia; Primates; Hominidae. The transcript has 2 exons. Bases 38 to 967 code for a protein of 309 amino acids.
CAGCCGCGCGGGCUCCAGGGUCCUCUGGUGGAAGGGCAUGGCGGGGGCGGGCCGGCGGCGCGGGAUCCCUCAGUCUGCCUCCCGUCGGCGCGGGGCGCCAGCCUGCAUCCAACACAAAGGAAGUCCCGGGCAGCGGCGGGGCGCCGAGGGAAGCCUGGCGGCCCCUGCCCGCAGGGGAGAGGCCGGGCGGGCAGGAAGGACGGACGGACGGACGGGCGCGCGGGCGAGCGGGCACCCGGGCGGCGCGGGGCAGGAAUGGGGUCCGAGCCGUGGCUGCCUGGCGCCCGGCGGCGUUCCUCCACCCGCAGGGCUUCGCGGGCCGCGCGGCGAGAGGAAGUUCCAGGGGCAGCUCUGGGCGGCGGCGGCCGCGGCGGCGAGGGGAGCCGCGAGUCCCGCUGAAGUUUGCAGGCGGGCAGGAAAGCGCCGGCUGCUCCUUCCCUCCCUCCGGAUUGGAGAGGGAGGAGGAAGCGAGGGAAGUGCCGCCGACACCGGGCGAGAGGGAGGGGAGGCGAAAGAAAGGAAAGGGGGAGGAGAAAAGGGCCGGCCCGGGAACCACCUGCGGCUCCCGCGGCUGCCGCGCCCAGCGCCCGCAGCCAGUGGCGGCCCCGGCGCCUCAGCGCACCCUGUCGGGGCGGGUGCGGGCGCACAGUCCCGGGACGCCCACGUCGCCGCCCCAACUCCCCUUGGCAGCCCCCGGGCGGUGGGGCAGAGCCCUCGCCCGCCCCCCGGGCCGGGGUGCAGCGCAGUGCGGGCGCCGGGAGGGCGGAGGCGCCAGGACGGCCGCGGCCAGCUCCGCUCGCUCUGCUCACCUGCGCCCCUGCCCACGGCGCUCCGCAGUCAGGAGCGCCCCGCCCCGCGGGGAACGCCCCGGGCCCCUCGGGGUCCCCCUGCUCUCUCCUACUUCCCUUCUGGAAGGUGGCCAACACUUCUGGGCCGCCCGGGUGGACCUCAAAUAGAACGUCUUUAAAUGUCCGGUGGCCAAGGGUUCUGUAGCCGACUAGGAGUCAGCGUCCGACUCGGAACAACUCAAGACCUCUUUUCAGGGGGCGUCCAGUGAGUUUUUUUCAGCAAGGUGACUCCCCCUGUGGCUGCCUGCUACUACAGCUGGAAAGGUCCAAGCUGAAAUGUGACUAAUCUGAGUUUCUUCCACCAAGCAUGUUAGUUAGGGGUGGAGGACUAGAACCUAGAACCCUGAAUUCGAGCCUGGAAGAUAUGUAAGCCACAUGCUAUUGAGAUCGUGGUCAUGGGACACCCGCUAACACAAACCUUCUGGUAGGAAGUUUUUGAGAAGACUGGGUCCAAUAUCCCCAAGCUAAAAUCCCACUGGCCCAUCGCUGUGUUUGCUCAGAAAAGGAAUCUGGGUUCUUUGGUUUCUGCUUUCCAGUUGACCCUGGUUGCUCCUCUGUUUUACGGCAUUUUGGGAGUCGGUCUCCCAGAGCAGCGCUGAUUGUAAUGAGAAGCGCGUUCCCUCUCUGGGGGACAGGAGCAGUGGGAGAAAAAUGGGCCUGGGAAAGAGCUCCUCCAAAUAAAACUUAUUAGACAGAUACGGGUUAUGGUGUUGGUGGUGGUGGUGGUGGUGUUUUGGUCUUUAUCCUGUUGUACAGCGCCUCAUUUUUUACAAUGUGGGCCAGUAACUAUUUCGUAUCACCUACUCUGACCACCUUCAGGGUUGUUAUGAGGCUCAAAGGAACGGCUGCUGUGAAAAAACAUGCUUUGCAAUUUAUGAAGCACUGGAUAAACAUCAGGAACGGUAUAAAAGCAUGCUGCUUACUCAAGAAAUACUAGUUGAGUGCCUGUGUGUUGGGCACUGGCUAGAGAUAAGGUAAUGUGCAAAGCUGGCUCUGUCCCUGCCAUCAUGAGACUCUCGUGUAGUGGACCAUGCAUAACAUUUUUAAAUUAUAUACAAUAUGGCCGGGCGCCGUGGCUCACGCCUGUAAUCCCAGCACUUUGGGAGGCCGAGGAGGGCGGAUCGCCUGAGGUCAGGAGCUUGAGACCAGCCUGGCCAACAUGGUGAAACCCCGUCUCUACUAAAAAUACAACAAUUGGCCGGGCGUGGUGGUGGGGGCCUGUAAUCCCAGCUACUCUGGAGGCUGAGGCAGGAGAAUCGCUUGAACCCGGGAGGCAGAGGUUGCAGUGAGCCGAGAUCAUGCCGUUGCACUCCAGCCUGGGCAACAGAGCCAGACUCUGUCUCAAAAAAAAAAAAAAAUUACAUACAAUAUAAUUUGCCUAUUUAAAGUGUAUAACUCAAUGCUUUUUAGUAUAUUUACAAUGUUGUGCAAACAUCACCAUAAUCACUUUUAGAACAUUUUAAUCACACCAGUCUCAAAAAAACAAUUCUCUUUAGUACUCAGUUCCCUCCCUCCUAAACCAUCACUAGCCAAUUGCAACCACUCAUGUGUCUAUGGAUUUGCCCAUUGUAGAGGUUUCAUAUCAAUGAAAUCAUACAUGUGUGAUUGUUUGUGACUGGCUUCUUUCACUUAGUGUGAUGUUUUCAAAGUUUAUCCAUGGAGUAGCAUGGAUCAGUUUUGAUUCUUUUUUUAAGGCUGCAUAAUAUCCCAUUGUUUGGAUAUGCCACAUUUUGUUUAUCCAUUCAUCAGUUAAUGGACAUUUGGGUGUCCACUUUUUGGCUAUUAUGAUUAAUGCUGCUGUGAACAUGUGUGUACAAGUUUUUGUGUUAACGUGUGUUUUCAUUUCUCUUGGGUACAUACCGAGGAGUGGAAUUGAUGAGUCAUGGUGCCAAUCUGUUUUCCGAAGUGACUGCACCAUUUUACCUCCCAGCCAGCAAUGUAUGAGGGUUCCAGUUUCUUCACAUCCUCGGCAACACUAAUUUUUAUGUCUUUUUUAUUACAGCCAUUCUAGUGGGUAUAAUACCUCAUUGUGGAUUCGAUUUGCAUUUUCCUGAUAGCUAGUGAUAAUGAGCAUCUUUUCAUGAUUUUAUCAGCUACCUGUUUAUCUUCUUUGGAAAAAGAUAACAUUGUAGAAAUGUCUGUUCAGAUUCUUGGCCAUUAUUAAAUCAAAUUUUUGUCCAUUUCUUAUCAAGAUGUAAUAGAUCCUUGAAUAUUCUAGAUACAAGUCCCUUAGGUGUAACAUUUACUUCCUGAUUGCUUUAACAGUCUAUUGUGGGUUUUUUGUUUUUUGUUUUUUGUUUUGAGAUGGAGUCUCGCUCUGUCACCCAGGCUGGAGUGCAAUGGCAGGAUCUUGGCUCACUGCAACCUCCGCCUCCUGGGUUCAAGCGAUUCUCCUGCCUCAGCCUCCCGUGUAGCUGGGAUUACAGGUGCCUGCCACCACGCCCAGCUAAUUUUGUAUUUUUAGUAGAGAUGGAUUUCACCAUGUUGGCCCGGCUGGUGUUGAACUCCUGACCUCAGGUGAUCCACCCACCUCAGCUUCUCAAAGUGCUGGGAUUACAAGCGUGAGCCACAGCACCCGGCCCAGCAUUGUUCUUUAGUUUAUUCCCUCUUCUAUUCCCUUGAGACUUUCCCAUUGGUUUGAAAAGAAUUAUGAUUUAGCCACAUAAACUAAUAAAAAGAGAGCAAGAAUAUUUUUGUAAAUUUGUAAUCCUGGGGCAAUAUCAAUAGAAUUUUUUUUAUAAAAUGAAUGAUUUCACUACUCCAGAAGUGGAAUGUAAACUCUAUACAUAACCAGAACAUGGAAUUAACAGGACUCAUGGGUGUAUCCAUAAAAGCAACUGAAUUUUUAGUCUUCUGCUGUUAAUAAUCUGUUCCAUGAGGAUAGUUCUUCCUCUUCCACAGAAUGAAACUCAGGCAGUCCUAUAACUUUUUUAUUCUCUCAGGUAAUAGAAAAUCCUGUUACUUUAAGAGGAAAAACCCUGCUCUUAAUUCAGUAAUUCAAAUCUUGUCCCCUUCCCCAACAGGGUCUCCUAUGGACAGAAGUGCGGGCAAGGAGCUUUGUUCCUCCCCGAUGUCACCCUCCCACAGCCCACUUGCUAGCAGGCAAGAGAGGGGUGGAGGCCGGCAGUAAGGCAUGUACUGAACUGGACCUCUGGUGGAAUGGGUCACCCACGCUGGGCUUGACUCUUACCAUCAGGGUCCUGCCAACCCUUCAGUGAGACUUUUUCCGAAGAAUCCCUUUUAAAAUGACCUCAAGCUGACCUUCCUGAUGCAGAUUCCACAUAUGGUAUCUGAGACUCACACAGUGUGGUUGGAAGAUAGCACAGUGACCUCCCAGGCACAGCCCUCUGCCAGCCCUCCACUGGCUGCCCUAGGAUGCUGGCCUUCCUCCGAUGGGAGUCGGGCCCAGUCUGCUGUGAGCCAGGAGAAGCCAGCAAGCUCCCUGCGAGGCCUGGAGGAGCCCUUCUCACUCAGCUUGGUGUUCGAUGCCAGUGCCCCCGCCCAUUGUGGGGUGAGGGUGGGACUCUCAGCACAGCCCUGUCCAAAUAAAUCCUCUAAAGCCCUCUUC